Molecule: messenger RNA, 756 nt
Organism: Hordeum vulgare subsp. vulgare (domesticated barley)
Lineage: Eukaryota; Viridiplantae; Streptophyta; Magnoliopsida; Poales; Poaceae
Exons: 1
Coding region: 203-676 (157 amino acids)
Source: RefSeq, a predicted model, not a curated record
UUUUAAACAUUUCGUCGGAAUGAGGCGUAUGAUAUGGUGUUGAAAAGACGUGGAAUAGACGCCCCUGCCCUGCAUUGACGCCAUCGGCCUAGAUACCGCCCCUAUCUCCACGGUCGAGAUCCACCCUCGCCCGCCCCCACGCCCGGAUCUGUGCCCCCGGCGGCCGUUGACGUUUGCGCCAUCCUGAUACAUCCUCAGAUUCAUGCCGACCACCGCCGAAGCCGGGCCCCUACCUUCCCGCACGGACGCCAUUCCUCUUCACGGCGAUGAGUUUGUGCUCUCCUACCAGUACCACAUAUCCACGAGGUCCUCUUGGGGCCUCGGCGAUCUCCUCCGCGCGGCAACACCACCCCUUAAUUUCCCGUCAACAUAUGGAGCUUGUCGGCAUGUGAGCAUGCAGGUCCUAGGGCUCCCCGACGGGCCGCCCCUUUCCAGUGAGCCUGUCGUUCAGUGCGGCCGCGCCCGACAUUUGGUGAAUCUCGUUCAGGGUGCGGGCAUCCUCACCUGCAGCUCUAUUCCCACACUCUUGGUGUCCGGCCGAACACAUUUUUUUUCUUCAGAUUCGGGAUGUACAGUUUAUCUCGUGUGGUUGAAGUGUAGUGUGCUUUCGAGUGCUAUCCUCUGGUGCGGAUCAAGAUUUUACAUACGAUUUAGUUUUGAAGUGCGGGCACUUUAGCUGGGGGGUACUCGAAUGUAUCAAUUUUUCGGUGUCGUUGACUUAUGUAUGGUUCUAUGUAUGAUUUUUUUUCAUUGUUU